Molecule: messenger RNA, 3301 nt
Organism: Radiomyces spectabilis
Lineage: Eukaryota; Fungi; Mucoromycota; Mucoromycetes; Mucorales; Radiomycetaceae
Product: fungal-specific transcription factor domain-containing protein
Exons: 3
Coding region: 417-3104 (895 amino acids)
Biological process (GO): DNA-templated transcription
Molecular function (GO): zinc ion binding; DNA binding
Source: RefSeq, a predicted model, not a curated record
AAUAAGUUCUGGGACGGAAGAUGAAUAAAUAUUCUUCUCUUUCACUCAGCUCUUCCUUUUUACCAAUUCAUGUUAGAUGAAUGGCUAUUCCCCUUACCCUUCUAAUCCCACUAUUACACACCUUGACGAUCCAUCAACACCUACACCUACCACUCAUCAAUUAAAACGAACUAGAGCCAAACGUAGCUGUGAUUUUUGUCGCAAACGUAAAUCCCGCUGUGAUGCAGAUACAUCGAUCCCUUGUUCCAACUGUAAAGCGGUAAAUACAUCAUCUAUCAAAAGUUUCCCAUGUUCAUUCGAUAGAACUAACUCACAUCAUUCGAUAGUGGGGUUACAUAUGCGAAUUCCAGACGGUGCGCAAAAAGCGUGGACCUCCUAGUGUCUACGUAGAGAAUCUUGAAAAGCGCUGUAAAAAGAUGGAAGCUUUAUUAACGCAAUUGACCCAACUAUCGAUCAAGGAAUUGGAACAGGAUGAUUUCCGGUUUCACGGCCAAGUCAAUCUAGCUGAACAUCUCGCUUUCGGAGAUGAAACAUCGCAUCAACUCAUCAGUAAACGACAAGAUCACCAUGGUCAGGACGACCUGAAAGGUGAAUCUGCGCAGGAUACCGAUGGCGAUCAUAACGACGUCAACGAAGAAGACGAGGAAGAAGAAGAUGAUGAUGAUGACAAUGACAAUUACAGCGAAGAAGAAACCAACCAAAAAGACCCGCAUGCUGCCGAUAGAUCCGUAACGUUGGAAGAGAAACUGGCCGAUCUCAGUAUCGAAGAUUAUGAUUCGCUCAAGUACGCCGGGAAAUCCGCCGGUCUGAAUACAUUACUCGAUGAACAAGUGUUCAAAUCCAAGUCUUACAUAGCAUGGCCGGGCCGUGACGAUGUGGUUCUGCAGAGGAUGUCGCAGAGCGAGUUGAUGAUUGUACGUACGGGACGAUCCGCCUCUGGAAAAUCUGGUACACGAUUGAAUGUCGGUAUUUCCAUGCGUUCGGGUGUCUUUGAUGAACCAUAUUCACACCAUCGUUUCCCAACGGAUACUCUAAAAAAACUGAGCAAAAAUUUGUCCAACAGAAUGAUUACUCUUUACUUUAGCCAUAUCCAUUCAUUCUUGCCUGUUAUUAACAAGCCACGAUUCCUAUCUCAGUUUCACCAACCCACAACAAGCCCUGCGACGAACCAUAUUUUACUCCAUGCCGUUUUAGCCUUGUCCUUCCGGUUUGCCUCACAGCACUUUCCAAGUUUGGUAGAAAGUGCUUCCGAUUAUGCUAGUUUCUAUGCCGCCAAGGUAUUCAAGCGUCUUCGUAAUACUGCGCAAUCGCGGCUCUGUCACAUUCAAGCGGCUCUACUGAUGACCCUGUAUCUUGAUUUGGACGAUGGUGAUGUGGAUUCUUUUCAAUGGUACCUUCUCGGAAGUGCUAUCCGGAUGGCACAAGACCUCGGCUUACAUCGUUCGUGUGCCCAUUGGAAGCUGCCCGCCUCCGAAAUUGAAACACGCCACCGCGUUUUCUAUGCUUGUUACGUAAUGGAUCGUUGGAUGAGUGCGCGCGCAGGCAAACCAUUGACGAUAUUAGAUCGCGAUUUUGAUACCGAGUUACCGUCUCCUUACGAAGUUUCCGACGCAGGCUUGCCAAUAUUGGAAGAAAGUACACCUAUUUAUCAUUCGUUCCUGCUUUUUAUCAAGUUGUCGGAAAUUCUCGGUCGUGUACUCAAAGCACUUUACGCACCGAAAGCAAAGCAUGCCAACAUCAACGCGGGUCUAGAUGAUCCCACUAUCCUUGUCGUUUUUGAUCGCCGGUUAAAACAGUGGCGAGCAUCACUGGACGAACCCCUGAACGGGGUCGAGCUGUCGUCAGCCCAGAAAGGUAAUUUUUUUGAUUCGCAAAAUAAAACCAAGGAAAUCUACUUAUCAAAAUCGUACACACGUAUACGUACAUUCAUAGUUCCGUUACUCAUCUUUUACCAUACUGCGGUAAUAUUGGCACAUCGUCCUUUCCUUGAAUUGACCAUGUUGCAGUCCAUCAACGAACAGAAUGCCAUUGAAAUCGCGUCGUGGCAGCCUUGUGCAGAUUCCGCGGCCAGUUUGAACGAUAUUAUCAAACAAAUCCCGAGUCUCAAGGCAACCCCAGAAGUAUACUCAUCGUUCUGCUUGCCGACAUGCUUUGUGUAUGCGAUGUUCCAGUCUUCACUCGUGCUGCUGAGUGCUCUGUUGAAAGAUCGUGCAUCUUCCGAAAAACUGACCGCGUUGCAGCAAUCACUAGCCCUCAUCAAACAACACGAGACACUAGCGCCAGCGCGUCAAGCUUAUGAACUAUUGAACAUGAUGAUCAUUGUUCACGACAUCAAGCUAAGCAGCGCUGUAGGCAAGACGGCGAUAACGAGUUCGAAAUUUUCACCGUUGCCGAGUACUCAGGUGGCGUCGUUGCUCAAUAAGCGGUCGCGCAAUAUCACUCGCCAUAAAUACUCUGCUUCAGAAGAGAUACCGAAAUCGAAAUGGUUCCAACACACGCCACAUCCAUCCAUGUUCAACACGUACAUUCCACCAGGAACGCGACGUCAAGUAGAGUCCUUGAUUGCUCACGAACCGCUUGUCAACCGCUUCAUGUCCACCCAUUCCGAUCCCUCCGGAACCCUAUCCGAUCCACUCGCAUCACACUGGCAUACCAUGCAUCGUCAUUCCUUUUACACAGCUCCUCCGUCGGAUAUUUUCGGCCCAGUCACUCAUUAUGCGUCCAGCCCACUUCCCAUGACCGCUUCCCCUUUAUCAAUCACUGCUUUGCCUCCAAGAUUAUCAUCUUCUAUGGCCUCGAGUUAUCACAAGAAUAUCAUGGCAACGCCUGCCUCCAUCGAAUCUCCAAUGAUGGAGCAGAUAUUAUCGCCCCAACCCGUCCCCUAUAUGGCCACGGAACCGGCACCGAUGGUCUCGGCGGCUCAGCUGCAGCCGAGCAAUGUCAACUGGACAGACUGGAACAUGUAUCUUCACCAGCAGCAAUCAUUCAGUCCGUCAGUCGUGCCAUCACAGGCCAUAUCACAACCGCAGCAGCCAUCAACCUCGGAAAUGCCGUUUCAGCAUAGUCUAUAUUCUACUAUUCCCUCCUUUGACCGUGCAAUUUAAAUCCCUUCAUACAUUCCUUCCACUUGUAUAUGUUGUCCAUACACCAUCAUGAAAUCUCUUGCCAGCUCUUGUUUAUUCUCUGUACCUUUCCAUAUUCCCUCCUUAUCCAGAGUUUACGCUAUACAUACAGUUGGGGCCGUCUUUCUCUGUAUUUGAUCUUGCAUGAAUAAAUUAUAUGAAAUUGAUAGAUAUCCAUU